GAUUAUUAUAUUAUUGUAUCUCUAUCUCUAGUUGACAUUUUUAGUACCAGGGAUCAUCUUCUAUCACUCAGUCACUCUAUUAGACAGAUCCGAGGCGAUGUUGCUUAGUGCUUCAGCGACACCAUUAGCGCCGAGGUUGUGUUUUCUUGCAGCGGAGAAACCGGUGAAUCGUCGCCCUAUGAGGCUCUCAGGGGCAGCAAUUGGGUCGUCAUCGUCGUCGACGAAUUUCGAUCUGAAGACGUACUGGGGAACUCUGAUAACGGAGAUCAACCAGAAGCUGGACGAGGCGAUACCGGUCAAAUACCCUACGGGGAUCUACGAGGCCAUGAGGUACUCAGUGCUCGCACAAGGCGCCAAGCGUGCCCCUCCUGUCAUGUGUGUGGCUGCCUGCGAGCUCUUCGGUGGCGAUCGCCUCGCCGCUUUCCCAACCGCAUGUGCCCUAGAAAUGGUCCACGCGGCUUCGUUGAUACACGACGACCUCCCCUGUAUGGACGAUGAUCCCGUGCGCCGAGGCAUGCCCUCUAACCACACUGUCUACGGCUCAGACAUCGCCAUUCUCGCCGGUGACGCCCUCUUCCCGCUCGCCUUCCAGCACAUUGUCUCCCACACCCCUGCAGACCUUGUUCCCCGACCCACCAUCCUCAGGGUCAUCGCCGAGAUUGCCCGCACCGUCGGCUCCACUGGUAUGGCUGCUGGCCAGUACGUCGACCUUGAGGGAGGCCCCUUUCCUCUUUCUUUCGUUCAGGAGAAGAAAUUCGGAGCUAUGGGUGAGUGCUCUGCCGUCUGCGGUGGCCUCUUGGGAGGUGCCUCUGAGGAUGAGCUGCACAGUCUUCGAAGGUACGGCAGAGCCGUUGGGAUGCUCUAUCAGGUGGUAGAUGACAUGGACAUGGACAAGGACAAGGACGCUAUCGAAAUGGCACAAGAGCUCGAGGACAAGGCCAAGAAGGAGCUUCUAGUGUUCGACAACACCCUUGCUGUUCCUCUCCACACCUUCGUUGACUACGCUGCCCACCGUCUUUUUCUCUGAUUUUGGGCCUUCAACGGGCCUUUCGCCGUCCUUAUGGACUUCUCUAUCUCUGUAACUUUUAUCCCACUACUUGGGUUGAUUGAUUAACACGUCUAAUUAUCUUCAUCGUUUAACUUAAUUUACAUGUCAUCAUCCCUAUAUUUCAUU
Capsella rubella is the source of this 1174-nucleotide messenger RNA. RefSeq names its product heterodimeric geranylgeranyl pyrophosphate synthase small subunit, chloroplastic. The transcript is spliced from 2 exons. Bases 98 to 1027 code for a protein of 309 amino acids. Gene Ontology annotation, molecular function: prenyltransferase activity. Gene Ontology annotation, biological process: isoprenoid biosynthetic process. Lineage: Eukaryota; Viridiplantae; Streptophyta; Magnoliopsida; Brassicales; Brassicaceae. The record is from RefSeq and is a predicted model, not a curated record.